Molecule: messenger RNA, 2658 nt
Organism: Haliotis rufescens (red abalone)
Lineage: Eukaryota; Metazoa; Mollusca; Gastropoda; Lepetellida; Haliotidae
Product: syntenin-1-like
Exons: 7
Coding region: 156-1076 (306 amino acids)
Cellular component (GO): plasma membrane; cytoplasm
Molecular function (GO): protein binding
Source: RefSeq, a predicted model, not a curated record
UUCAGUCUCGUAUCUUGUGAUUGAUGUCACAGGCAUAUGACUCGUGACGUCAUUCAAUAGUUUCCACAUAAAUAUAAGGUGGAAUUGUGAAACAACAUCGUCAAAUAGACAAUCCUUUCAACAGGGAUAAUUCUGAAAGAAUAAAGCUAAGCACAAUGUCUCACAUUUACCCAUCACUGGAGGAUAUGAAGGUCGGCCAGAUGGCACAGGCCCAGGCCCAGUAUGAGCAGCAGGUGUCGGCUCCUCCAGCUGUUGCCUACCCCCACCCCCAGGAGGCCUACCCACCCCAGCAACCACCUGCAUACACCCCAGCUCCUGGGCCAAGCAACACCAUGUACCCAUCUCUACAGGAGUACAUGGGACUACAAAUCACACCCGAGAUGACCGCUUCCAUGGCUGUAGUACCAGCUAACCCAACACAGGUGGCAGUGCGACAGAGUGGGUCAGGCAGCAUGCAGGUUGCCCCCGUCACAGGGAACAACCGGGGUUUGGCUCGGGCCGAGAUCAAGCAGGGCAUCCGAGAGGUUGUCAUGUGCAAAGAUGGCAGUGGCAAAGUCGGACUCCGUGUCAGAAACGUCAACAAUGGUCUGUUUGUGUGUCUUGUGCAAGACAACUCCCCAGCAUCUUUGUCUGGCCUGAGGUUUGGGGAUCAGAUCCUGCAGAUCAACGGGCAGACGGUAGCAGGCUGGGACACAGACAAGGCUCACAAGGAGUUGAAGAAGGCGGCAGCGGAGAGAAUUACCAUGGCUGUCCGAGACAGACCCUUUGAGAGAACAAUCACAAUGCAGAAGGACAGCAAUGGCUACAUUGGCUUCGUGUUCAAGGAUGGGCGCAUCAAGUCCAUUGUGAAAGAUUCGUCCGCCGCUCGUAAUGGAGUGUUGACUGAUCAUCAGCUUACAGAGGUCAAUGGACAGAAUGUAAUUGGUCUAACGGAUAAUCGUGUUGGUGACAUCAUCGACGCUGGCGGCAGGACCAUCACUGUCACACUGGUACCCUGUGUUAUCUAUGACCACAUCAUCAAGUGCAUGGGAGGCUCCCUAUUCAAGAAGAUGGACCACUCUGUCCCAGAGGUAUAACAUGUGAUGUUGCAAACAGACUGAUUGGCAGGUGUCACACCCACCUUGUGAAAACCAUCUACUAUUUGUCUACAUCUGUAUAUAGCUUGCAUGACUUAAUAGACGGCAAGGAGGAUGGUUGUUUCUGAGAAGACUGGUGGUCCCAGGGAAGAUGUGGAUAGCUGUGUAUAUAGGCCAGUCAUUUCAUAAGGGAAACUCAUCUUGGACCAAAUGCUAAAAAACACCCUGAGACAAAAUAUGUACAUAGUGUUAUGUAUAAGCUAUAUCAAAAUUGAAUAUUCAUGAGUAUGGUAAAGAUACAUGUAUUGAUUUGGUUAUGUGUCUUGAAAUAAACACAUUGAAGUAGUUUAUGAUGCACAUUUAUUUCAUACAGUUCUCUUAGUCUUUUGUAAUUCUAGAGUUAAUGAAGUGUUUCUGUAUUUCCCCCCUUUUUUAAUGUUUGAAAUAUUUCCUGUAUGUUUGAAAGUUAUUUUAAGUGUUGAACUUUGGAUAGCUGUUUUCUUUGUUUUCUUUCAGUUCUAGUCACAUGUAAUGUGAAAUGAUUUCAACAUUUGUAUAUUAAGAUCCCAGUGUGCUAUAUUCAUCAGUCCCUUUUGAAGAAUUUCAUUCACAAAAUAUUUCAUCCACAGAUCUGAUCGGAAUUAGUCCUACUAAUCAUGACUUGUGGUCAUGAAGUUUUUGAUCUUGAACUUGCAGGGCAAUGCCAAGCUUUUAUUUUUAGUAUUGUUUUAGAACUAUUUGAGUCAAACGACCCCUGCAAAAUUCCACUUUGACAGGAUUGGAUACUUGAUAUUUAUCAUUACAAGUAAGUCAAGCAAUCAAGUUUUCUGAGAAUAUUUUGUGCCUUUGGUCCAUUCAUCUUGUACAUUUUACAAGAGAAUGGGGGUAAGUUCGUCAACAAGGAAUUUCUUUACAUACCCCGGUACUUAGAAUUCUAUGUGUCCAUCACUUUCAACACAACAGAUUGAUGUCAUUAAUGUUUGGUAAGUGAAAUGCAUAUUAUCAGAAAAAAAGCUCAAUGUGUUGAGUCCAGAUUCAGUGUUAUUAUUUUGGGGUAAGACCUGAAUGUUUACUCAAUGUCAAACACAUGCAAAUCAUUUAGUUCUUUUGGGCAGAUGGAUCAUUGGACCGGUCCAUGAUCGAGUCAGGUGUCUGAGAGUGUUUGUACCGUUGUUUGUGUUGAGAAUUCACCUUAUGAUGCACAGUUAUUGCGGUCCUGUGACUGUGAAAUAGGUCAAUCUUGGCACCACCAGAAAGACAGCAGCACUAGUGGACUUUGUGAUAAUAGUUUGUGUUGUUUUUUUUCUUGUCAGUAGCUGGACCUAUGCAGGUUAAUUAAGGCACAGCUUAUCACAGUCGUGCUUUGGAUUAACAAGUUAUUGUUUGUACAAGAUUUUUAAUUUCUUCAAGUUUGAUGUCUCCUUUUGUCACUCAGUGCUAUAUGUGAUUUUUAAAAAGAAUAAUGUAUAAUCUAUGAUCAUGUUGAAAUUUACUUUGUUAAACCAUUGCAUAAUUAUUCAUGCAACAUUUUUAUGUAGCUAUGCUCCUGGAGAGUCAACUUGAAUAAAACUAAUAACAGCUA